Messenger RNA from Amoebophrya sp. A25, 12075 nucleotides. NCBI's taxonomy places the organism in Eukaryota, Dinophyceae, Syndiniales, Amoebophryaceae. The record is from the annotation of a GenBank genome assembly.
AGCUACUCGAGGAUCUACGUUCUAAAAAAUGGAAAUACAAGUGUGACCUAAAAAGAGAUCAUGAACGAGAUAAGAGUAUGAGUUUGAGUCUAAAGAAAUUACAAUUAGUUGUGUGACAAUGGCAUCAGCAAACAAAGACGAGGGCAGGAGCGGAACACGAGUCUUUACGAGGGCGUAUGAUUAAGUAGGUUGUGGUCGGUUGAAGUUCCAAUCAAAAAUGUAUUUGUGCAGCAGAGAAGUGUUCCGGAUUUUCUCGCGUAAAAGUGAAUGUAACUGCAAGUAACAGCAAGCUUGAGAGGAUAACGUUUACAAUCCUAUCUUUCGACCAUCUGAAAGCGUGUCGAGCGAAAGGUGCGACGAGGCAUAGUCUUCUUGUUGUGACUAUUCUAGUAUCAUGAUUAAUCAAGCCCUUUUUUCUGGACCACGAGAGACUCAUGCUCACUUACGCUUAUGUCUUGUGAGAUAGACUAUCUCUCACCUCUGGUCACAUACGCUUCUAACGACAGAGCUGAAAAGUUUCAAUGUUCAACACGUCGAUGGUACAUGAUCCUCUCUGCUUAUGUAUAGGUGUCUUUCCGUCAUUGUGCAUUGAGCUUCGAGGAUCUUUACCUGUUGCUCCUGUUGCAUGUAUGAAAAGUUGUAAAGUUCGAAAGAAUCUUGAGCAAUUUUACAUUUCUUUCACGUAUUGUAUCGAGGACUGAAUCUUUUUCGGUGCUGUGAGUAUUUUUUGGGGGCCUUCAGAUCCAAUAAUUUUUUCCGACUUCUUACUUAGGCUCUAGCCAGCACCGGAUGAUAAAGAUUCUCGAAUACUAAAGCAAGGCACGACUUCUUAUUGUUGCUAAUCUGCCCGGGAGUAAUGUAAAAACUUUGACAGUUAAGUACAAGUAGCCUUUUUUUUUAUUUUCUUAGGUUUUUGACCUUUCUCAGCACCGGCUCGGAUGGAUUCUGUUCUUGCUUUCUUUAGAUGACAGGAUGUGUGCAAUCUUGUUUCAAGUGGUCAUCUAAUUCUAAUCAUCUUCAAAGCUUCAAAGUUAGAUUCUGUUUGGACCAAUUCUUUUUGUAAAAUAUCACAUGCCUCGUUGAAGUGCUUGAUGGUUUGUACUGUGUAAUGCGAGUGUCAAUAUUUUUCCCAAGUCUGUCAAAUCUUUCAGCAUAGCUGUAAGUACAUAUUUCUCUCGACGACAAUACUAAUAUCAGAAUUUUGAUGUUCAGCGUCCUGCUAGUGGAGGACAACGUCAGGAAGACCGUCCACCUAUGAAAUCGCGCGCGCGUUUGUCCCUCGAUUGGCCCUGAAUCUGGCGAAUCGUGACCGUUGUCCUUUAAGUUGUCGGAGUUGUGGCCUAAGUUGUCGGAGUUGUGGCCUGCUAAGUUGUGGAAGUUGUGAGGUAAGUCGUAGGCGGAAGUCUUACGAAGGCGCUGCGCUCUAUUCUUUGGCUGUUCGAAUUUGAACACCAUGAGGCUCCAAAGAAUCGCGUGGGUUCUGUGGUGUUCAAAUUCGAGCAGCCUGAUAGAGGAGUGGGGCUGUUUCGUAUGCCUCCCGUCUGCGCACAACGAACUCGCCGCCUCUACCUCCACAACUUAGGCCACAACUUAGGCCACAACUUAGGCCACAACUUAGGCCACAACUUAGGCCACGACUUAGGCCACAACUUAGGCCACAACUUUCACAGCUUCCACAACUUAGGACACAGCUUCCACAACUUAGGCCACAACUUUCCACAACUUAGCGCACAACUUUCCACAGCUUAGAAAUAAUAAAGCGCGGCUUGUUUCUUUUUACAGGGGUUUGGUCUUUCUUAGAACGAGGGUCUGUCUAUUAUUUAACUAGUUCGUCUUUUUUACCGAUUAUAUAUACAACAGAUUUUUGUUUCCACCUUCUUUCUGCGAUUAUCAUUCUACGAAAUUACCAAAUAGAGCAUAGACAGGGUCGGUGUCUUUCUAGUCUGCCCUGUCUGUGAUGAACCUUUGACCCAUUGGGUAGAGGAUCGGACCCAGCGUAUGAGAAGUUUGUGUAGUAAACAGUGGCUCGUUUGUUUGAUGUGAUAAAGGCAUCGACAUCAAAAUCAAAAAUAAAUCUUCAAAGAUUGAUGUGUUCGCGUUUUUGCAUUUUGCGCGUGUGAGCAAAGCCGGACUCUCCUCCAUCUCCUGUGGUCUGCAGAUUUCCAUCGUGUAAAGUAUUGCACGACGACAGGAGGCAGCUGCAACCAAGUAAGCGUACAGCGAAUUACUACGAAGAAGUCGCAAGAAAUCAGUUGCAGGCAAAAUGACGCCCGUUACAACAACGGACGCGAAGAAAGCACCACCAGGAAAAAAGAUAGAGCGUAGUGGAUGUGAGCCUGUUGUGAGCGGCAUGGCGUGCCGCAUGCCGCAAUCGCCUACCACAGCCGCAUUCUGGGAAAACCUAAUGCAGAGUCGCAACAUGGUGUUAUGGCUGAAACGCUUUUAGAUACCCUAAAAACGAAGACUAAAAAAGACAGGAGGACAGCUUGCUAAUUUUUAACUUCUUCUAUACUCCAUGAUUGGGCAUCGACUUCUUUCAUACCUCUAGACUGGGCACUUCUACCACUACUAGGCCUACUGCGACUACUACUAGGCUACUGCUGCUGCUACUACCGCUACUGCUACCACUCACCACUUUGAGGGUAGUCAUAGUCUGGCACUAAGAAAAAGCAUGUAUUCUUGAUACAUAAUUACACUGCGAACAUUUCUUUGGAGAAACCUGGAAAAGCAACAAAAACCGUUUUCACAAGCACCGAAGUAUUGAUACUUACACAUCCCAUAGAUGAUAACGAACCAUAUGAUAGUAUUGAUACUUACAUCCCAUAGAUGAUAACCAUAUGAUAACGUUUUCUAAUCGUAACAGUGGACGAUGACCACUGGGAGUCCGGUUUUCACGGGCAGCUGCCGCUCGGAAAGGGAUGUGUUUUAAAUCAGGAAAAGUUUGACAACUUUUUCUUCAACAUGAGCGGAUCGCAGGCGGAGAAGACGGACCCCCAGCUACGUUUCAUGCUCGAGCUGUCCUACGAGGCUUUUGUGGACUCGAAUCUGGACAUUCAGAAGCUGAAGGGAAGCAACUGCGGCGUCUUUGUGGGCUGCUGCUUCUCGGAUUGCCACAAGGCCUGGCUGGCGGAAAUCCCGAAGGUGACCGGGUACGAAAACACAGGCUGUGCGCACUCCAUGUUUGCAAACCGACUCAGUUUCUUCUACGAUUUUCACGGUCCGAGUUUUGUGGUCGAUACAGCGUGUUCCUCCUCGCUUGUUGCCCUCUCGCAGGCCGUGCGGGCGCUGGAGAACGGCGAGUGUGACGUCGCUCUGGUCGGUGGCGCCUCGAUUACGCUCCACCCUGGUGUUUCGGUGGCUUUCAACCGAUUGCACAUGCUCAGUGCGGAUUCGGCCUGCAUGUCCUUUUCCAAGAACGGGAACGGCUACGCGCGCUCGGAGGGCGUCGCUUGCCUUGUUCUUUAUCGCCCGGACAAGGUGCACAAGUACAUGAAAGACGAGGCCGUUGUCGCAGUGAAAGAGAUGAAGACCAACGUGCAGCCGAACAGCUACUUCUCCGUGCUGGGCGUAGGAGUGAACUCCGACGGAUUCACGCAGAAGGGAAUCACUUUCCCCAACGGUGACGCUCAAUACACGCUCUACAAAGAGGUGUGUGCGAAAGCCAACGUAGCGCCUGAAGACAUCUUCUAUAUUGAGGCCCACGGGACAGGUACCGCGGCAGGCGACGGUCAGGAGCUCGAGGCUUUGCGACGGGCAUACCUGGAGCCUCGUGGCAGCGCGGUGCCCAUCACCCCGCUGCUGCUGGGCAGUGUGAAGAGCAACAUGGGCCACGCCGAGGGCGCGAGCGCGAUGGCAGGUCUACUGAAACUUUGUCUCUCGUGGACCAACAACGUGAUCCCGGCAGACCUGCACUACACCUGGGAGGACCGCAACAAAGGGUGCGAGGGGAUGCUCGGCGACCAGAAGAAAUGCAUGGUGGUGGAGAAGCACUACGAUAUGGCGUCCAAGAGCGGGGUGCCUGCGAACGGCAAGAAAGUAGCUAUUUCGAGCUUCGGUUUCGGGGGCACGAAUGCGCACGCUGUGCUAGAGUCCAACGUCUCACAAUCUGUUGUCAACGGCGAAAAGUUCUUGCGCAGCGGCGCAGAUCAACAUGAGGAUAAGAAAACCGAAGCAGGUGGUGCUGAUGAUGGUAAUUCGGCUGCCUCUUAUGCCAACGAAGAAGAGAAAUGGCGUCUCAUUACGCCGGUCUUCGGUCGCACCGGCGACACGGUGCACAACUGCCUAGAGAAGUUGGGAAGCAAAAAUGUUGUUUUCGACACCUUGGUCGGUCCGCCGUCCGUACACGAUCACCUGAAGGAGUUUCCGGCACUUGGUUACCGCACGGCGGGCGGCGACAUUGUGACGACCGAUGACCCCGCGCCCUACAUCGUAGACGAAGCUGCUUGUUCGAGCGAGGCCAAAACGGAGGGAAAGCGUUCCGUGUGGUUGUGUUUUUCGGGCAAUGGUGGCAUGUGGCCGCUGAUGGGGAAAGAGCUCUACGACACCUCGGCCAUCUACAAGCGCACGUUCGAUCGUUGCGCCCAGUACUUGAAGGAAAAGUAUGGAUACGACAAACUUUUCCAGUUUCUGACGGAAGCAGAUCCCGCGAAGUACUCUGCUAAGGAAGGCGUCUGCGGUUUAGCCGCUAUCCAGAUCGCCAUGGUGGACAUGCUAAAAUUUGCUGGUGUUGAAUGGGAGGGCAUGUUCGGACACUCAGCGGGCGAAACAGCAAUGGGGUACUCUUACUUAUUAAAUACUUCUUUCAGUGCGUAAUGGUAAUCUAUUGAUGGUAUUCAUGCAUAAGUCUACGUAAGAGCAAAACCACUACGAACAAUUUAGAAGUGAAGAUGAAGUAGAUCGAGAUCGUGGUAAGUUGUACGUAUAUAUAUAAUAUACAUACAUUUCAGACUUCUAAAAUUUCGUUUCGAAUGUGCAGGUACGCUGAUGGCUGCUUGACGCUUGAGGAGACCAUGUCUGUCGCUUACUUUCGAAGUUUGUGCGGUGCUUCUACGGUUGACCCGAAUAAUCCAGGUGGAAUGUACGCGUGCGGAGUUUCCCGUGACAAAAUGGAAGAAAUGCUUCAUGCCUACAAUUGCACAAAUCUGACACAGGUAUAAUUCGCUUUUAAUGUUACUGCAUUGGGCAGGUUAUCUUCAUUACAUGUUUUUGAUCCUCAAAGUUAGACCACCAUGACAUUCACAACGUCACCAGAUUCCGCUCGUGGAUCUGUCGCACAUUCACAUGCUUGCAAAGAAGUGACUAGCUGCAACGAAGUUUUUUUCAACACGUACACGCCUAUCAUGAACCCGCUCCAGGUUGGUUGCGACAAUGAUCCUAGCUUGGUGACCCUCUCCGGUUCAGAGAAGGAAAUGAAGCCUAUCACCGUCGAGCUGCAGAGCAAAAAGAUCCUCUGCCGCAAGGUUCCCACGUUCGGAAUCGCGUAUCAUUCUGCUAUGCUCGAGCCUGGACUCGCGAAACUGCGUGAACAGCUUGAAGCUACUAUCGAUAAUGCGGUGGAUCCGGCCACGGGCAAGAAGGUAAUUUUCAUACUCCUGCGACGCACAAACAAUUCCAAAUUUCGUACAAGGCAAACCAGAAGGAUAGGUUGUUGUAGAAGUUGUACAAGGAGAUGUACAUGAAACCUUCCGUCUCCGUGAUUCCAUUUAUUCCAUUUCAUCUCCCAUGAUUCGUUAUCUCCUUCGACGUACUCAGAUUCCCAUGGAGAAGCGGCGGCGAUCCCCUAAGUGGCUUUCUACGUGCUACAAUGACGAUGAGCUUACCGGACCAGAGAACAAGGACCAUCCAGGCAAGUUCGUGUCCGCCGAGUACCAUUGCUACAACUUCCGCAAUACGGUAGAAUUUUACCGUGCCGUAAAGUCUCGCGUUCCGAACAAUGCCGUGAUUGUCGAGAUUGGUCCGUCUGGACUCUUCCGAAGCAGCAUCAAGAAGAUUGCGGCUACCGAAAAGCGAACGCUCCACUACGUGAACCUGAUGUCGCGAGACAAGAACUGCCUGCACAUCUUCCAACAAGGCUUCGGACAGCUCUUCUUCCACGGCGCUAUUCCCAGUCUGAAGUAUUUUCAGAAAGACGACAGCAAAAAGUUCAAGUUGAGAGACGGGGAGACAAGGAAGGGAAAUUGCGCACCGCGCGACAUCCCGGAGAUUGCGCGCGACCUGGAGCUACGACAGGCCUUCAUCCAGUGGGACCACGGAAACAUCUAUCCGAUGCCUGUGGUCGCGGACAUGGUGAAGAAGACCGGCGCGCCCGGGGAAGAAAUGAUGAGCCAAAUGGGCGGAGACGAGUGGAAGAAUGUGCAUGUGGUCGAUUUCGACUUCUCGGCAGAUGGCCCCGACCACUUCAUGCUGGACCACGUGAUCGACCAGGCCGUCUUGCUCCCCGCGUGUGGAUAUCUGUACGCCGCUUGGGUGGCGUUCGCCAACGUCUUGCGUAAGCGUGGCGCCAUCGAGGAGUUAAAUGACGCUCGCGACGUUGUCCUGAGCGACUUCAAGAUUCAUCAGGGUGUGCGCUUGGACGAGAGCAACCGACAAAUGAAGCUCACUGUCAAAUUUGCGAGCGAAACCGAGAACAGCGCUUCAGGAAGCGGCGCGAGCGAGUUCAAAAUUUUGUCGGGAGACGAACGAAUUGUUACCGGAAAGAUCAAGCUCUCUAAGGACAACUCUGCGGGUAACACCGUCUCUGUAGUAGCACCUGAAACUGAUACCUUCGGUCAUCCAUUUGGCGCAGUCUCAGCGCGUGAGUUUUACAAUCGCAUUGCAAGAAACGGGUACUACGUCUAGAUUUGAGCUCUUAUCGUUAUCUGUUGUUGAAGAAGAUGAUGAAAUUGCUUGCGACUCUGCAAGAUACAUAUUGUUUUUUGUCUUAGAAGAGAAAGAGUUUCUUGAAUUCUAAGGCCAAUGAAAUUGCUAGUGCGUCUACUUAGAAACUUUAGAAGAAGUGCUUAUCGUUUUAGGUUGAAUUAGCUUGCUUCUUACAUCACUCAACAUAAGUAAGUAGAUUAUCAAUUGCAUAGCAACGCGGGUUUGAAUAAUCAAUACUCGUUCAUUCUUCUCGGCAGGUACAACUACGAGGAUGCCUUUCAGCUUGUUGAGAAUGUGGGCAUUGAUGAUAGCUGGGCAUGGGUGCGCUUUGACCAAGCUGGAGAGCUUCUUCAUUCGCGAAAGGAUGGUUUGGGCGAGUCCCAGCAGAAUGUGGCAGAGACCGGCCAACUUGGCGGUCCGAAAACCACUGGCUUCUAUGUGCAGGACGAACUUAUUUUCAACCGCUACUGGAUCUCCUUUCUCGAUAAUCUGUUACAAGUUUCAUUGUUGAAGAACUUGAACGACAGCGAGACUCUGCGGGUCCCUACGGAAAUCCGCGAAGUAGUGGUAUUCUUGCGUUUUAUGUCAUCUGCCUUCCUCGGUGUUAAACUUAAAUUCUCGUUGGGUGUAAGCAAUGUUAAAUGAUAUCAAGAAUCAAUUUCAAAAUCUAAGAAGUAGAUUUGGUAGGUUGCAUCAGAGGCAGAUAACAUAGACAAAAAGUUUGCGACUAGAAUUCUGCAGUCGUCUUUUUUUUUCUCUUCAAAUUUAAGAAGUUUUGAAUCUUCACUUACCUUCAACUCAAACGCGAAACUGCAGAUUCGUGGGUCUUCGUUUGGCGCUUUUUUGAAGAAGAUGAACGAAGGAUCCAUAGGUAUGCGAGCGAUCGACUCGACCGACUCCGUUGGGUCUCGGGCGAGCUCUCUUGAUGCUCCGGAAGAGAUAAAAGAGGAGGAGCGCAAAAGCUACAUGGUUGAGGCACAACAUCAAUCGGGAACGCAGCUGGUAAAGAUCUUACCCUUCGAGGAGGUCGUGUGUUGCGACAUCGCGGACAUCGUGGGUCUUAAGACGAGCAUCAUGGCUCGCAGCACGAAGCCAAAGGAGCGACGCGUAAUGCACGUGGCGUCGAAGCGCGUGUGGCCACUGCAAAGCUCCGCAGCAGCGGGCCAGACAGGUUCUACGAUCCAGGUACGCAAGGCGAAGUCAGCGCUUUCUGUCAUCAUGUCUUACGUGAAGGAACAGUUUGUUGGUGGAACCUUUACGGUAUUGGACCUCUUUCCCGCGGGUGUGGAUGACUUGACGCAGAGUGUGAUCGAGACUCCGAACGUGGAGCUUUUUUCGUGCUUCUUCGGUCGCGAUAUUAUGGACACUGCGAAAGCGGACUACCAGAGCAAGACAGACGGCGUCUGCAACGAGUUUAAAGAGGGCCAGCGCUUCGAUGUUGUGUUGCUGCAUACGCCGACCUCUGCAGAGAUGGCAGGCGAGGGUAUUGAUCCAGUCGAGUGGGCAAAAACACUAGGAGGCGUGCUCCAACAGGAAAGUGCGAAGACAGACGAAUACCAACCGGCGUUUGUGGUAGUGGUUUCGGACCUCGCCCGUCCGGGCGUGGUGGCAUCUAAAGGCGCAGGUGAGGUAAUGCCAUCUGUGCUCAAAGCUGCCAAAGUGGAUGGAACGCCACUCCUUCGCGCCGCCGCGUUCGAAGCCGGUGUCGAGUUCAAACUCUACAAGACAACACCCCCCGUGCCAGGUCAAAAAAGGCUCGUACUCGAGUUUUCUGGUGCUGAUGGUCUUUUGGGAGCGCCAGCAACCGAGCCAGACUUCUUCAAAACUGCGAAAACGUUGUUCAUGCGCCUUGGCGACGACUGCUUCGAGACGAAGAACAUCACGAAACUGAGUAAGUUGCUGACGGAAAUAAUGGACUCUGAGACUCAAACCUAUCCGAAUCUUCAGAAGUUAUUCCUGUUGGCUUCCGCAGACGGGUUUCCUGGGUUCCUCAAAUGUGUGCAGCGGGAACCGAGCUUCGGAAAGAUCCGCGGCGUGCACUUGGUGUCGUCGUCUCGAGUCGGCUGGACAGCAGAAACUUCGGUCGCCAUCGCCAAUGCGAUUCCUGCUAUUGCCAACGCGGAUGCACGACUCGCAAAGCUGGACGUCAAGCGCGGCGACCUGAGCGUGGAGCUCAGUUUCUACGACGCGCAGGACCUUCCGCAGCGAUUCCCGGCGCCGUUCGGCCGCUUCCUCACCUUCCCGCAGCCCGGGAACCUGGAGGCCUUUGCCUGGAAAGCGCACCCACACUUCUCGAUGCUUUCUCUCGGCGACGACGCAUUCGAGGCAAGCACGAAACCACCUGGUGCGAUUCUUCUGCCGCCGCCGCGCAACCAGAUGGACACAGUGAAGGAGCCGCCUUGUGGAUUCGUGCGAGGGCAGCGACGAACCGAUGAGAGUAGCAAUGUUGUGGAUGUUGCUAAGGGUCCGUACCAAACUACCUCGCAAAAACGAAACCAGGUUGCUCUUCUCCGCGCCGAGGGAAAGCGCGCCAGUGCGGGAUCCUUUUUCGGCAGUCUUUUCGGAGCUGGCAAGGAUAAGAACGGCGCAAGUAAUGGUAAGACCGCAGCGAUGGCCGGUGCGGUCCUCGCUACAAUCCGCGAAUUGACCGCAUCUCAGGAGGGCGCAGCUGCCGCCGACGAAGCGCUGUCGAGAUUUUGCCGUGAUGGGUACAUGGCUGCGCUAAGCAACAACGCGAAGGCGUCCUUGGUUGCGUACAACGCGGCCAUCGAGAACGUGAAAUCCGCUUCCGGUGGAAACCCGCUUCGCGAUGUGGACGUAUGCUACGCGGCGCUUAACUUUCGAGAUGUUAUGCUGGCGUACAACAAGAUUGACAAGGAUGCCAUCGUGGGGCACAGCAAGAUGGGCGACGGUUUUGGCCUUGAGUUUGCUGGCUACUACACGCUAACCGGCUCGGAAGCCAAGCAGCACGUUGCUGCCGUCGCCGCAGCCGGCGGCGACCUCUGGUAUGGCAGUUCUUCAGGUGGUGGACCAGCGGGACGUGAGCACGACGUCAAUGACCUGAGCAACCCGGUGUCGCCUUCGGCGCCACAGCGAAAAGUUAUCGGUCUCACCUACAAUAGUCUCGCCACAAAAGUCACAGUCCCGGCUAACCUUGUGUGGGAGCUGAAGCCGUCGCAGUGCCUCCGCGACUUCGCCACGGUACCCUGCGUGUACGCGACGUGCUACUACUCGCUGCUGGUCCGUGGCGGGUUCACUCCGAACACCUCGGUGCUGAUUCACGCGGGAGCUGGUGGAGUUGGGCAAGCUGCACUGUACAUCUGUCUGAAGCGGACCGCCGAUCCCCGUUUGGUCUUUACCACCUGCUCUUCGAAGAAGCGUCAGUAUCUCUUGGAGAAGUUCGGAAACCUUGGACUCCGAGAGGAGAACAUCGGAAACUCUCGUGAUUGCAGCUUCGAGGCGCUGGUGAUGCGCAACACUCACGGCCGUGGUGUUGACAUUUGCUUGAACUCUCUCUCUGACGAAAAGUUGAUGGCUUCGGUACGUUGUGUGGCGCCCUUCGGCCGCUUCUGCGAAAUCGGCAAGUACGACUUGAUGCAAAACACUGGGUUGGGCAUGCACUGCUUCUUGAAGAACGUGUCCUUCAUGGGUAUCGAUCUUGACCAGAUCCUGAACCAGCCUCGCGAGUGGACUGCCGUGCACAGACUCGUGCAGGAGGGUCUCGACUCGGGCGAGGUUGAGCCGCUCGAUGUCGGAGGUUGCUUCAAGGCAACGCAAAUCACCGAGGCCUUCCGAUUUAUGGGCGCGGGUACGCACGUCGGCAAGGUGCUGCUGGAUUUCAUCCAAGACAGCGACCACGGACGAGCGGCGGUCCCCAACACUGAGACGACGGCUUCAGCAACCGCCCUUCAAGCAGAACGGCUGAGGAAGUUGACGCAGGGUACCGCAUUUGGCAACGGUUCCCUGAGUACAUUGAGCACCGCCGCGAACACGGUGCCAUCAGGUACUUCUAAUUCUGGCGUCGCCCCCUCCGAAGCUGGCUCGUACGUCUUCCUGCCGCCAGGGCGCGCGGAUGUGCUGAGCGUGGGAGACAGCGUAUCGAUGUACGAAUCGCGCUCUACCAGCACAGAUAGCACCGUUCCGUCUUCGCAGGAGGAAGUUGCGGAUGUCCCCAACUUCACUCCCAAAAACCCUGUCACGGACUACUACCUCAUCAUCGGAGGCAUGGGCGGUUUUGGUCUCGAACUGGCGGAGUUCUUGGCGUCCAAAGGCGUGAAGAAUCUGAUUCUCUCAAGUCGCGGCCCCCUUCGUUCCGGCUUGCAAGCCAAGUACCUGCUACGCAUCGCGCGCACCUACGGUUGUAACGUCUCCCUCACGACUCUGGAUUUUACGGACCGAAAAGUGGUUGCGAAGUUUCUCGCCGAGAACCGAAAUAUCACGGGGUUCUUCAACUUGGGAAUGGUUUUGGCUGAUGGCGUCUUCUCGAAAAUGCAGGGAGGCCAGUGGGAAACGCCUGCGUUGGCCAAGGGGGUUAUUUCUGAGAACUUUCAUGCAGUCUCGGAAGAGAUUCUCUUGAAAGAGCGCGAGGGCAGUCAGCAGCAGUCUGGCUCCGAUGAGAAGAGUCAACAAGCGCCCGCUGGCGCAGAUACUUCUAGUCCCGUAUGGACCUUUUUCGAUCAUUUCGUCGUCUUUUCCUCGGUGUCCGCAGGUCUAGGCAAUGCUGGGCAGACGAACUACGGCUUCGCAAACAGUGCGUUGGACGCUUUGGUUCGGCGCCGAAACGCUCUGGGGCGUCCCGCGCUCUCGGUACAGUGGGGGGCGAUCGGCGACGUCGGUGUUUUGUCCAGAGCAAGCGCGAAAAAGAGCGGUCUCGUAGAGGCCAUUCUGCCACAGGAAAUCGCAAGCUGCCUGGUGGAAUUGGAGAAGCUGAUGGCACUGCACCAGACAGGCGUGGUAACCGUGUACGUCACACCGAAGCGCUUGCGUGACGAUGCGGCCGACGGCGCGGACAACAGUAUUCCGCUGAUAGACAAGAUACUCGAGAUUGUGGGCGCGAAAAAUGGCGCGAAGGACACGAGUACCUUAGAGCAGCUCGGGGCGGACUCGUUGCAGAGCAUGGAGAUACAAUCCCUGAUCAAGAUGCGCACCGGUGAAAAAAUACCCAUGGAUAAACUGAGCAAGAUGAACGUCAAGGCACUUCGGGAACUGGAACAGUAG